UCUCUCCGUUCUGCUCGUUUCUCUCCAGCAGGCUGCGUGGCUCUUUGAGGACAAACCGAGCUACUAACUUUCUUGUUGUUGUUUUUUUUACAUUGUUCCUGCGCCUUUAAAACUCAAAAGGAAAACAAAUGGCUCAACCGUUUCCUUACAGUUCAGGACGCGAUACAGUUUUGAACUCGGAAGGCGGAUUUGUCUAAAUUGUGCCACAACUUCAUCCGAAUCAACGACGGGAUCGAGUUGUAGCCGAGAUAAAGGGAUCCGGAUCAGCUUUGCAGCUUUACAAAGGUCCAAGUCAAGAUGUCGGUCAGUAACCACGAAAACAGAAAGUCUCGCUCUAGUUCCGGCUCCAUGAAUAUCCAGCUCUUCCACAAGACUUCCCACGCCGACAGCCUGUUGACUCAGCUCAACCUGCUGCGUAAACGAAAGGUCUUCACAGAUGUUAUCCUGAAGGCCGGAAACAGAUCCUUCCCCUGCCACCGGGCCGUCCUGGCUUCCUGUAGCCGAUACUUUGAGGCCAUGUUCAGUGGCGGGCUCAGGGAGAGCCGCGACGCCGAAGUCAACUUCCACGACUCUCUCCAUCCAGAGGUUCUGGAGCUCUUGCUCGACUACGCCUACUCUGCUCGGGUCAUCAUCAACGAGGAAAAUGCAGAGUCGCUCCUGGAAGCCGGUGACAUGCUUCAGUUUCACGACAUCAGGGACGCAGCGGCAGAGUUUCUAGAAAAGAACCUCCACCAGUCGAACUGUCUGGGGAUGAUGCUGCUGUCAGACGCCCAUCAGUGUCAGAGACUGUACGAGCUGUCGUGGAGGAUGUGCCUGGCAGACUUUGCUACUCUUUUCAAGACAGAGGACUUCCUUAACCUGCCCAGAGACAAAGUCCAGGAGCUGAUCCUCAGUGAGGAACUGGAGGUGGAGGAUGAGAGCCUGGUGUACGAGGCUGUUAUCGACUGGGUCAAGGCCGACAUGGAGCACAGGCACAGCGAGCUGCCUGAGCUGCUGCGUUGUGUCCGACUGGCGCUGCUCCCUGAAACAUACCUGCUGAAGAACGUUGCUUCGGAGGAGCUGGUGAUGUGCCACAAAGUGGGACGGGAGAUUGUUGAAGAUGCUGUAAGGUGCAAAAUGAGGAUCCUCCAAAAUGACGGUAUUGUAACGGGGUUCUGCGCCCGGCCAAGGAAGGUCAGCCAGGCCCUGCUGCUGCUGGGAGGACAGACUUUCAUGUGUGAUAAAGUGUACGUGAUCGACAACAAGACUAAGGAGAUAACCCCCAAAACAGACAUCCCCAGCCCCAGGAAAGAAUGCAGCGCCUGUGCUAUUGGUUGCAAAGUUUAUGUUACUGGAGGGCGUGGCUCUGAAAACGGGGCCUCCAAAGACGUCUGGGUCUACGACACAUUACACGACGAGUGGUCCAAGGCUGCACCUAUGUUGGUAGCCAGGUUCGGACAUGGGUCUGCGGAGCUCGACCACAUGCUCUUUGUUGUGGGAGGACACACUUCUCUCGCGGGGUCCUUCCCUGCAUCUCCAUCUGUGUCUCUCAAACAGGUGGAACAGUACGACCCUCAGACCAACAAGUGGACCCUGGUGGCUCCGCUCAGAGAAGGGGUGAGCAACGCUGCUGUCGUCGGUGCCAAAAACAAACUGUUUGCCUUUGGGGGCACCAGUGUAAACAGAGACAAAUACCCCAAGGUGCAGUGCUUUGACCCAUGCCAGAAUCGGUGGUCUGUGCCGGCCGCUUGUCCGCAGCUGUGGCGCUACACUGCAGCGGCUGUAGUUGGCAACCAUGUUGUGGUGAUCGGAGGCGAUACUGAGUUCUCAGCCAGCUCUGCUUACCGGUUCAACAGCGAGACGUAUCAGUGGUCAAAGUUUGGUGACGUGACAGCCAAACGGAUCAGCUGUCAUGCAGUGGCGUCAGGAAACAGACUAUAUGUGGUUGGGGGGUACUUCGGGGCUCAGAGGUGUAAGACACUAGACUGUUACGAUCCGUCGUCGGACUCUUGGGACAGUGUGACCAGUGUGCCCUACUCACUCAUUCCCACUGCCUUCGUCAGCACAUGGAAGUACCUCUCAGCGUAGAGAGAGACUCUUUGAGGUUUCAACGGUGAGUAAUUGUAGCUUCCUUAAACUGACACAAACAAACAAGAUGCCAAUUACAUGUGCUAUUCAUAGUCUCCCCUGUAUUGUCAGAUAAUAUAUGGAUUCAUGUAAGUAAAAGUAUCUUCAGAUAAAACAAAAUUGUUACAUAACAGACCCAGGUGAAUGUCAGUUUGAACCGGACAAGGCCAGUUUUGAAACCCCUAGCUGUUUUCAGGGUUGCUAGUGGUUACAGUUACACAUUAUCUAGCUGCUGCGACGGCUGGGUGUUGGAUAAACAUGGUGAAGUCCUGGUUUGGAGAGCAGGAGGAAUGUCAGCGGUGCUGGUGAUUACAGAGCAAGAGCUAAAACACAAGACCUCUGUCACUGACAGGAGUGAGGUGGAGAGGCAGGGAUCAGGUCUGUGCUUGUAGGGCCGGCAAGGCAAGCAGGCAGGGUGCUCUGUGUGGACAGCCCCGGGUGCUAACUGACUGCCUAACAUAGGUCAGUACCUCAGAACAGUCGUAAGUUAUAAAAGGUGGUGUGACUCUUUAGAUAAGACAAAACAUACCCUUUAUUAGUUUAUUGCGAAACACCAAGAUCUCAACCUUUUCAUAUGAUUAAAAACAACAACAUUUUCCCAGAAGUCCACUAUACACUUCAAUCAAUAUAAGCCCAUCAGUUAAUUUCAGAACAAAAAUAAUUCAUUAUCCAUAUAGCACUUUAGUGCUUUGGAGGAUAAAAAGAUAAUUAAAACCCAUUCCAUAUGUGCUGACAGAAGCCAGGAUACAUUAUUCUGGUCAAAGUGAAAAAGAUCAGAUCAGUAAUCUUAUAAGGAAUUCAUGAGGGGAGGGGGGAUCCAUCUCAAGGUUAUGAAUAUAUGACUGAUUGAAAUGUAACAAACCAUAUUAGUGAAUAAUCACUCAGCCUAAACUGCCUGAAGGAACGACAGGUGGCAGUUUUCACAGCUUCGUGUAGAUGGGUGGUGAUAAAUCUUUCCUGAGGUGUUUUUCAGUUUUUCGCACAGGGUGAGGAAGGAGGGAUGGAGGGACCAGUAGAUGAAACAAGAAGAGAAAAUACAAUGGUGGUGGUGAUGGUAGAGCUAGUUUUACAUUUCAUGACAUGAGACCUGUCCUGUGGUCUUAUUUUAGCACUGAUGCAAUUGAUGGGAAAACAGUUCAUUGCUGCAGGACGCAUUGGAUUUUAAUUUUAAAAAGCUCUGCUGCAUCUUUUUAUUGUUGGAUCUGUCUUUAUUGGAGACAUUUUAAAAUUAAAAACAAGGCAGCGUUUUAUUACACGGACAACAUUCACUGAGCUUUCACAAAGCAUGUCUGUCCUAAAUGUAUUAUUUUGGCCUAUUUGUUCCAUAGUAUAAUGCAGACCACUUGCCUUUAAACUCCAGUCUUUCAUCAAUGCAUACAAAUUCCCACAUUUGCAGUUAAUCGACUUCUUGGUGAGAGUUAGGUGAGAAGGUUGAUACCAACCUCACAUCUCUCUUUUCAAUAUAAGGCUACAGCCAGUUAUCUUAGCUUAGCACAAAGGACUGGACAUGGAGGGGGGGGACAGCUAUCCUGGCUCAAUCCAAGGAAACAUAACCAGCAGGCUAGUUGUUUUGAAAGGAAUACAGCGGAUAAAUGUGAACUAUAUUCAUAUGUACUAAUAUGAAAUAUCUGGCUGGU
Micropterus salmoides (largemouth bass) is the source of this 3743-nucleotide messenger RNA. RefSeq names its product ectodermal-neural cortex 3 (gene enc3). The record is from RefSeq and is a predicted model, not a curated record. Gene Ontology annotation, molecular function: protein binding. The transcript has 3 exons. Bases 298 to 2067 code for a protein of 589 amino acids. Lineage: Eukaryota; Metazoa; Chordata; Actinopteri; Centrarchiformes; Centrarchidae.